AUGGGCAAAGCGCGCGACCACCGGAUGAUAACCGCCGUUGACCACCGCAGAGACUACGGCAGCAGCGACCACAGCAUCAGAGCCCAACCACCGCAGUGUUGCUUCAACCUGAGAGACCACAGCCAGGUACAGCAACCAGACUGUUGCUGCUGCUGCUGCAGUGUUGCUCCAGUUUGACAGAGACUACAGAAUCAUCCAUAGACGUGCGGCAACUUCUCAAGAAGAAACUGUUGAUUUUCACUGGCCACCAUGUUGCUUUUUCUGAGAGGGAAAAACAAGCAGAGCAACUCCAUCACCAGCAACUAGCAGGGAUUUAUCAUCACCGCGUUGCUCAAGUGGAAGAGGACAGCAACUUCAUCUGUAACUGCAUCUUCAGCUACAAUCCAUCUCGGCCCAGUCAUCCAGCAGGUGAGCAGCAACACCUGAACUGACAUACAGCUAUCGUCUGUUAUUACCUGUCCAUCCACACCUGACACUCAGGCACAGUAAGUAAGGCAGUGCACAGCCCUCAGAACACUACACAACCCAAUACACAUUACCAAAUAAACAAACCACAACAGUGUAGUACACUGAAAAUAGUACAGAGCCACAUGUGGUUCAGCUGCUACUAAAAAUCUGACACCAUGUCCUUGAUAUGAAAGAAAUGCUAUGUGUGAGCACAUUAUCUAGAAUAUCAGCAAGUCUAGCAAAUAAACAAAUAUUAGAGUGUACACUAGCUCAAACAACUCUCAGUUUCUAUUCUUUAUCUGCUCUGGUUUUACACAUUACUUGUGUUUGUACCAUGUUACUCCUGGAUGAAUUUAUAAAAUUUCAGUGUGUUUAUAUACCAAAUGUUCAUAUUACGAUAUUGACAGAUUGGAUAGAGCUUUAUUGAUCCUUUUGGGAAGUUAAAAGUUGCUAUUGUGGAAGACCGUUAAUAUAGGGGGUUAACUGAUACCAGUUUUUCAACAAUAAAUGCUGAUACCAGUAAUGACAGAAACUGCAAUUUUUAAAAACAUGAUAAAAGAUUUAAUGUAAAACAUAAGUCAGUUUUAUAUGCUGUCAAAUGCAUUAUUAAUUUGGAAAGAUACUAGUGGUAUUGGUCUUGUGUGGGCUGGUGCUAAUUUGAUCCUAUUACUAUCUGCAUAGAACUUAAAGACAUAGAGAAGCUAACUUGGAGUGUAAAAAUGAGAAAAGUAAUUUUUGUGCAGAAGGUAGUAGCUGGUUCCCUCAAGGAUGGACACGAGGGGGCUCCAUAUCAAAUCAAUCAAUCAACUAAUCAAUCAAUCUAUUGAUUUUUAUUUAUAUAGAGCCAAAUCACAAUCUUUGCUUUCCAUAUGACUGCUCCAUUGUGGAAAUAUGAGGAUAUGUAGAAUUAGAGUUCUGACAGGAUGAGUAGGAGAAGGGUCACUCUAAAGAGAUUCUUAUUGGCAUUACCACCUGUUCGCUAUAUGUCAAUUUACUCAGCUACCAAAAUGUGUACAGAUUGACACGAAAGAUUGAUUUAAAAGGUGAUUUUAUUGUUAUCGCUAUAACAAAUAGUCCCCCAGAUUCUAUGGUAGGCAGCAUCACUGUCUGGGCUUGCUGUCAUUAUUUCCCCAUUCUCAAGACCUGCCUGAGAUGGAGACUAAUUUUUUGCCUCAAGGUCAACUAGUAGAGGUUAAAAUGUGUUGUGGACUGGUUUGAUAUGAUGUGUUUGAUUAGGUCAUCCCUGACAUAGCCUUACAGAUUAACAAUCAAUUGGGGUUGUUAUAGGAUUUUAACCAAUCAGAAUCAAAUGUUUAAUGCAGCUAAGUGAUCAGUAACAAAGCUUGGUGAUAAAUUAAGUCAUCAUUAUAGCAGGCAAGACAUUGAUUAAUAAAUAAAUGAUUAAAAAUUAAUAAAGCUGUUACAUCAGACUUACGCAACAGGCCUCUAUUUUAUUGGGUUUAUCAUAAAUUACAUAAUAAAUACAUGUACAUGGAAACCUCGGGACACACACACAGCAGCAGCAGAGUACAGGAGGAUGUUUGUGUUGCCAGGCAACAGCAGUCCAGUUCAGUGAAGUUUAAAAAUAAGUAAUAAUUGCUUGUUGUUGUUUAUUGUGAACUUCUGUUUGACUACUGUAGAGGAGAAUCCAGAGACUAGUUUGUGUAGUUUCCACAACUGUGAUGGAAACUGAGUUAGCGCUGCUGCCUGCCUGACUGUAACAGCCCAGGAAAUAGUUUAAUAACAUUAGACAAUGCUGAUGAAGGUACACGACCUUUUUAAUAUUUAUAUUUAUCACAUAAAACAACAAAAGUCUGAUAACAUAAUAGGGACAGGCUGGUGUGAGAAUCUAAUGGUAUAAAAACCCAAAACAUUGCAGAUUCAUAGUGUCGUGAUAUGAAGAUUACGGCUCUAAAAUGUGUCAGUUUGAAAUGCAUAGUAAUCAGAGAAAAAAAACAACUUUGUGCCACCAAACAUAUUUUGUUUAUUUUGUCAUUAUAUAAUUGAUAUAAACAAAAUAUCAAAUAUUUGGAACAUUGAUCAACAUGUUUGUGAGGUUAAAAAAAUGUAGCAAGUUACCAAUAAUUACAUGCAGUUCUGGCUAUAAUAUUGCAUGCCAGGUAGUACAGCAAGUGGAAAGUUACCAUAUGAUGCAAAUAUCAGGCUGUUUUUUUUCCUUAUAAUACAUCUGGAAAAAAUGAGAUCAUCUCAUAUUUAAGGUUCAGUUCAUAUGAUCAUAUGCUGUGUUUGCAAUAUCAGCUCUGAAAAUAGAAAGGUAUCCACUUGCUCUGUGAGGACGACGGCUUUCCAGUGAUUAACUCUGUUUCUGUGACAUCCAGAGGCUUUUCUGUCACACAGAGGAGAUUGAUAGAGGAGUAAAAAUGAGGACUGUGUCAGUUGGAAAACAACAAUGACAUUUGAACUGCACACCAAAAGGCUGUGCAACAAGUGUGUGAAAGUGUGAAAAUGGCCACCACGAGUUUAAAACAAUUGGUGGAAUAUUGUGUGCUUAAACUUCAGCCUGUUAAUAGUGGAGCAAAAUGCAACAAAAUAAAAUAAUGGUUUUAUAGUGAAAACUGCAAUGAAAAAAGUACACAAACUGUGUUUAUUAAUGUUAUUUUUGUAGUUGAUUAAUUAAUUUGGAAAACAUAUUUAUCCUUUUUUAAAUUUUGUACUGAGAAUAGAUGACUUGAGGAGAAGUGGAGUAAAAGACCAUGAGAAAAAGAUGGUAGAGUGACAAUAAAGAGACAGAGAGAGAGAAGAAAACUAAACUGGAAUGCAAUCAAACAGUUAUUAUCAUUAUUGUAUCAUAAUAAAGUUUUGAACUCAGCCUUGCAAGAGCUCAAACAGGGUCUAUGUCAUCAGAGAAUAGAGGAGUCCUUCAGGAAGAGAGAAAACCUUUGUGCAUUAUAGGAAAACUAGGUCUUUCUCAGCAUUAUCAAAGCCUGGUUCAGAGCCCACCUGGGCCGGUCCACCUGAGCCAGUGCUGACUGCAAGGAAAGUUCUACACCUGCCCUUAAAUGUGAAACCAGCUGGUCACUGUCAUGUGAUCACAUCUGAAUUAGCUGAUUGGCUGAUCUCAGGUCCAUGUGCCGAGAAAGAUGUUACCAUAGCAACAUCAGCAUCCCCGGUGUCCCCCUCCCCCUCUGUUACAUAACAGCUGCAGUCUAUAAACACACCCAGCAGACACUGUGCACUGACACUGUGUGUGUGUGUGUGUGUGUGUGUGUGUGUGUGUGUGUGUGUGUGUGUGUGUGUGUGUGUGUGUGUGUGUGUGUGUGUAACUGACCAGCUCAGACAGAUACCAGACUUUAUAUUUACAAACAAAUAGAUCCAUAAAAACACAAAAUUCUGUGUGUAAAAAGAAAGAAUUUUGGCCAAGAUCAAAAUCAAAAGCAGAUGGAUGUGAGAAUCUUUCUGGAAACAGGCAAAUAUAUCUUACAAAACAGAUGAUAUUCUAAAGAAUGGUUGUCCAGAAGAGAAGGCAGAAGAUUUUGUCCUAGUGUCUGUCUGUCUCACUUUUCUGUCUGUGUCUCUGCAGGUCUCCAGGUUGGACAGAUGGACGUCCUCUCAGGCCGUCACACUGGUCAGCUGAUCUUGAAUCAGGUACCUGCAGCUUUAAUGGCAUGUUGAGGGCAGAGGUUUCAGGGCUUUACUGUGAACUUCACAGAAACAAGUAGUUUAGCUCAGUCAAGUUCAGCUUAGUUUAGUUUAGUUUAGUUGAAUUUAGUUUGAUGUAGUUGAGGUUACUGGUUUGACUGAAUAUGGUCAAAUAUACAGUAUAUUAAAGUUGAUACAAAACUAUCAAAGUAAGCUAAUAUCAGUGUUCACAAAAAGUACAGUUUGUUAAUCUGGAAAGAAAAGUUGAACAGCAGGACCAUUUAUUUAAAUUUUACAACAGUAUGGUUUAUCUUCUACUUUUGUGGUACUUUUCACACAACAGACAUUUGUAUUUUUGUGUAGUUCCUUUUAUUCUAUUAUUGUUUAUUAUGAGUGUGUACACUUGUCUGUUUGAUUACAGAUUUACUACAUUUUCAGUAACAUAAAUCCAUUCUUGCCACUCUUAAGUUAUUCUUUUGUUCUCCUGUUCGUCCGUCAGUCAGUUGAAGGGCUCAGAUUUAGCUAG
Molecule: messenger RNA, 4573 nt
Organism: Xyrichtys novacula (pearly razorfish)
Lineage: Eukaryota; Metazoa; Chordata; Actinopteri; Labriformes; Labridae
Source: the annotation of a GenBank genome assembly